Neohortaea acidophila is the source of this 4877-nucleotide messenger RNA. RefSeq lists its product as uncharacterized. Bases 187 to 4635 code for a protein of 1482 amino acids. NCBI's taxonomy places the organism in Eukaryota, Fungi, Ascomycota, Dothideomycetes, Mycosphaerellales, Teratosphaeriaceae. The transcript has 4 exons. The record is from RefSeq and is a predicted model, not a curated record.
CUUUCUCGGACUCUCCGCCGUGCCACCCACCACCUCUCUCGUCGCAAACCCGCUGCAAACGUGGUGCAGACGAGCAACACGGCGUCCACCAUUUCAGCACCCCACCCACCUCUUCUGCUCCUCCCCGCUGCAUCUGUCGUUCUUGGAGGAAUGACGGAUGCUCUCCUUUUUCCCCGAUAAUUUUUAAUGUCGCUGGAGGCGCGACGACGCGAGACUGUGGGCAAGCGGAAUGCCUUGACCGAGCGUCGUCGGUCGCUUCGUUCCACCAAGCGCACCCUUCGCAAUGUCACCCACCUAAUCGCGAAGAAUGGCCCGCUCUCCAACCUCAUCAACUGCCAUUACACCGCCGAACACUCUCCGCCGCCUGAUGCAGACGAAUCCACCUGGCUGGAAAAAAGUGACAUCUCCAAUGGUCUGCAUUUCGAUGACACCUCGCUGCCCUACCCACCCACACCAGUCGAUGAUGAUGCGACACACACAUCAAAACCUCUAAACCCCUCCCUGAAGUCUGUCAAACAAGUCCAGGAGACCAUUGAGCCCACCGUCGCCGCCCUGGAAGAUGACAUCGCCGCGACCCCAGACCCAACUUCAUCUUCCGCGCCCGCAACGAGAUCCCGCGCAUCAAGGACUACCCCAGCAGUGCCAGACAGCGAGGAAGAUGAAGCGCAACCCGUGACUUAUGCGCAGAAGGCCCGGGAUGAGUCUGACGGCCCUGCGGCCACACCGGCCGUGCUGGCCCCACCUCAACCCGAGGAGGAGGCCGAGUUUUCGGCCGACACUCAACGACUGUUAGACACACAGAGUCCUCAAAGACCUGCCAAGGUCGUUCACUUGCCCCCGGAGGAUGUGCAGCGCGAGCGGUCACGGGAAUUGGAGGAGCAUCGGAGGAGACGGUCCGAGGAAGACACGCAGACCAAGCACACGCGAAGCCAUGUUCACGCGCAAACCGAACUCGCAUCCUCACCUUCCUCGACUGUUGGCCCGUAUUCCGCUGCUACACCCAUGCCGCCGCAAGACUCACCUGAUACUUCACCCGAUUCCGAGACCGGCGACAACCUGGAGGUACUACCCCCGCCCGAACUGCGACCAUCGCCAGACGAGCAACGAGAAAAGGAAGAGCAUGAUCGACUUCUCGCUGCGCAGAAGGCUAUCGCACAUCGAGCAGCGCUGGGUGAUCUAUCCACCCCCGACGAUCAGCUCAGGUUUGAAGAACGUCAAGCUUCGGCACGUGAGGCGGAGGAAAGGGCGGCACGAGAGGAUCGCAACGGUCCAGAACCCGAUGGCAUCAACGGGGAGGAUGAGACGCAGGCAGAGAGCGUGAUGGAGGGCGUUGAACGCGAUCGCAACGAGGCGCAACCUGAUUCCGACGACACGAACAAUGAACAACAGCGAGAGUCGGGGACUGGCGCAAAGGAAGGAACGAAAGGAGUGAGAGACGACGGCGAUAACAUUACCGUCACACCUCGUAUGAAAUCGGCCCUUCACGCCGACCCGACGCAACAGAAUGCCACCGAUGCAUCUCGCCAAGACAACCAAGCCGAGCAAGCACGGAUGAGAACAAGGACGUCUUCUGGCGUACUUCAGAAGCGCAGCGUGUCGGAAAUUCUGGGACAAACGCCUUCUCGUCGAGACCUUCUGUCAUCCGCCACAGCUACGCCCAUGAACUCUCGCCUUCCCCAGGGGAGUCCUACUGCCACUCCGUCUCAUCUGUCGAUGUCAAUUCCGGAGCGACCAGCGAGACAUACCGAGCAAGCACGUACCCUGCUCGAUGAGCUGAAUGCUCUCAAAGGGGCAUCGGAAGACCCCGACCGAGACUAUCUCGAACCUCUGUUUCGCAUUCAGGCCCAUGAUUCACCCAACAACCGUACGACAUCCCUCGCAGAUCUUACCCGUGCCUCGACCAAGACGCUGUCCACCGAGGAUCACUUUGCGCAUUUGCAGGAGCGUGUAGAUUACCGCAUUCUGCGACGUAUCUACCAGCUUCAGAAUGCCAACAAGUGGUCUUUACGGCAGAUGCAGCGAUGCAAAGAGCCUGACCAGCCCGUGACGCACCACGACCACAUGAUGGUCGAGAUGCAGUGGAUGCGAAAAGACUUUCGAGCUGAGAGGAAGAUGAAGAAGAGCAUCUGUGCGUGGCUUGCACAGCGGUGUGCUGAUUGGGUGGCAGCUUCUUCCGAAGAGAGGAUGCUGCUGCAAGUGAAAGUCAAGCCAGCACGAACGGUGACCGAUGACCGUGAUGAUGUGCCGGCGCCAGAGCUCGAGCAGGCCGAUGACUCCGCUGCGGACGAUGCUGGACCACCCACGCCGCCAAAUGAACUCAGUCUUCCAGCGAACCUCGUCGUGGCGCCGGAGCUGACUGAUGCUGUGUCCGCCCUGCAGCAAGAUGGCAAACUGGGCCAAGCACUGCGGAAUGUACCUGUCGCAGACCUGUCCUCCCUUGCGCCUCCUGCAUGGCCGAGGAUGUCGGUGACAUUGGCCUCCAAAUAUAUCGACGCAAAGGUGCUGCCGGACACGCACGGUUGUAACCGAAAACGUAGCCGGUUUGAGUACGACGAUGAUGCCGAGAUGCUGGAGUUCGGAGUCGUGGCCAAACGUGCUCGUGAAGAGCGGAGCCAACGACCAGAGGACGAGGAGAGCGCGCUCUUCCAUCCGGACAACAAACCGAUCCGUGAUCGACUGCACGCGAACAAUGCGUUCCGGCCGCCUUCGGAGUUCGUCAUGCCGUCCACUCAAUUCUACGAGUUCCGUAACGGAUCUCAGUGGUUGAAGGAAGACGACGACAAGUUGAAGAGAUUGGCGAAGGAUUAUGCGUUCAACUGGUCCUUGAUCGCCGAUGAGCUGCAACUUUACGGAGUGUUCAAGAGCUCGUCAGAGCGGCGGACGCCGUGGGAGUGCUUCGAGCGCUGGGUCGAGCUGGAACAGCUGCCGGCGGAGAUGAAGAAGACUAUCUACUUCAAGACCUGGUACCAGAGACUGGAGCAAAGCCAGCAGGCCGCUGAGCGACGAUACCAGGCCCAAGUAGCAGCUUUGCAGGCUGCGUCGAAUGGCCAAGCCAGUCACAUACCUAUGCGUCGACGAACGGUUCCCUCGCGGGUUGAGAAACGGAAGAACACCCGCUACAUAUGGAUGACGGAUGCGAUGCGCAAGCUCGCUCGGAAGAAGGAACAGCAGGCAUUCAAGCAAGCGGAAGCCCACCGAGCAGCUGCACAACGCAAAGCGCAAGCCGAGAACAAUCAACCUCGUUCAAAGAUUCCGUCGCCGCGAGAGUUCAGCGACAAGCGAUAUGAAAAGGACGUGCAGGAUGCGGAGAAGAUGCGCAAGCAGAGACAGCAGAUGUUGGAGAACCAGCAACGUCAACUCUUGGCAGCACGACAAGCUGCGAUGCAGCAACAGGGUUUGUUGCAGGGUCAGUCAAACCAGCCGCGCCCUGGCAGCUCGGCCAAUAUGCCCGCCGCCCAGCAGGCGCAGAUGCAAGCGAACGGGCAACAGCAAGCACAGAUGAACGGGCAAAUCUCGCAACAGGCAAGACAGCAAGCCCUGCAGAUGGCGGCUCGCAAUGCUCAUCUCGCGGCACCACAAAUGAAUGCCCAGGGCGUUCAACAAGCACAGAUGCGAGGCAACGGUCAAAUGCCCAAUGCUCAAGACAUGCAACGAAUCGCCCAAGCGAAUGCGCAGGCUCGGAACGCACAAUACGGCGGGGGCCAACAGCAAUAUCAAAUGCCCAGUGCCAACAUGAUGAGCCCUGGCGGAGGAGGGAUGGCCGCUCAGCAGAUGAAUCCCAACAACCAAGCGAUGCUGGCGAACAUGCAGCAGCAGAUGCACAACGCUGGGCAGCAGGGCGGCAACCAACAGAUGUCGGGGUCGCCGAUCAUGCCUCCGCCCCCCACGCGUCACAGCAACAGCGGCAGCAAUCCCCCACAAUCUCUCUCCUCGGGACACGUGCCGAAUAUCAUCAGCAUCCGGGCUCAUCUGCGGAGCAUGUACCCACAUUACACCGACGAGCAGAUCGAUGCCAAAGCGACCGAUGCGCUCAAACUCCACUCGCAAUCGUCGAGUCAAGCGCGUCAAACAGCCAUGAACGCCGCGGCGGGCAUCAGCCCUAGUAUGGGAGCGCACUCGAACAUGCAAGCCUACGGCCACAUCCAGGCAGCAUAUCAGAACAACCAGAUAGCGAACGGAGGAGCCAACUUCAUGGGCGCCGGCGGUGGAGAUCCCACGGGCCAACAAGCACAGCCAAACGGCAUGCCUCCCGCCGCCAGCCCCAGCCCGCAGCAAUACGCCGCCCUGAUGCGACAACGCCAAAUGGCGCAGAUGCGCAUGCAGCAGUCGCCCAACGGCUCCCACGCCAGUCUCAACGGCAGUCCGAACAUCGCCGUUGCCAGCCCUAACAUGGCGCCCGUCAGUCCCAACAUGCAAUUCUCGAACAUGAAUCAGAUGCCGUCGAUGAACAACAUGGGCGGCGCUGCUGGUGCAAUGACGCCGCAGCAGCGCCCUCCGAGCCGCAGCAACACGCCGCAGAUUCAGCGCGUGGGCUCGUCGGGGAACAUGUCUACUGGGGGGAUGGCGAGUCCACAGGCUGCCAACGCGGGGUUGCAGGGGAGUCCGAGGAAUAUGCAGGCUAGUGUGGCGCGGUAGGAUUGAGCUGCGCGAGAGUUGAGAGCUACUUGGGUGCGUAGGGGUAUGUACACCAGAGAGAAGAAAGGAAUUCUUGCAUCAGCUUGGUGCGUUUCCAGGCAGGGAGCAGUACACGCUUAGCUCGAGCAAGGCGAAAGAGCAAAGGGAUUGAUCAUCUUCAUUGGAGCCGUCGACAUCAAGUUAGCUGUACCAACAACAACACCCUUGGCAACAAGCAAUCCAUCCUCUACUCAACAAAAACC